GCUGGGAGCGCGCGCGGCCCGCCGGCUAGUCCGUCCCCUGACCCGGAACCGCACUGGUGCCGCCGCUAGCCGGCUGCCCACGUGCCUGCAACAGCGGCCACGUGGGGCCCUGAGGAAACGCCUUUACAAAGGUUUGUCCCCUGCGCUGCCCAGUAGGGAGGAAAACCGGAGGAGAGCGCAGGAGGAAACAGUACCGGCUGGAGGCCGGUCUUGCAGGAGCGGGGGACUGCCGGGGGCGGGGCUUGGUGGUGACCGCUGGCGGGGCGGGGCCUGGGGCUCAGAGGGGUGGGCUUUGGAGAGCAGAGGGUCGACGCUGCUUCGUUGCCUGGACUCUUUGGUUUCCGCCCUGGAGCAAGCCCUGGCCUGGUCGGCAGCUGGGCCGCCAUGGAGUCCACGCUGGGCGCGGGCAUCGUGAUAGCCGAGGCGCUACAGAACCAGCUAGCCUGGCUGGAGAACGUGUGGCUCUGGAUCACCUUUCUGGGCGAUCCCAAGAUCCUCUUUCUGUUCUACUUCCCCGCGGCCUACUACGCCUCCCGCCGUGUGGGCAUCGCGGUGCUCUGGAUCAGCCUCAUCACCGAGUGGCUCAACCUCAUCUUCAAGUGGUUUCUUUUUGGAGACAGGCCCUUUUGGUGGGUCCAUGAGUCUGGUUACUACAGCCAGGCUCCAGCCCAGGUUCACCAGUUCCCCUCUUCUUGUGAGACUGGUCCAGGCAGCCCUUCUGGACACUGCAUGAUCACAGGAGCAGCCCUCUGGCCCAUAAUGACGGCCCUGUCUUCGCAGGUGGCCACUCGGGCCCGCAGCCGCUGGGUAAGGGUGAUGCCUAGUCUGGCUUAUUGCACCUUCCUUUUGGCGGUUGGCUUGUCGCGAAUCUUCAUCUUAGCACAUUUCCCUCACCAGGUGCUGGCUGGCCUAAUAACUGGCGCUGUCCUGGGCUGGCUGAUGACUCCCCGAGUGCCUAUGGAGCGGGAGCUAAGCUUCUAUGGGUUGACUGCACUGGCCCUCAUGCUAGGCACCAGCCUCAUCUAUUGGACCCUCUUUACACUGGGCCUGGAUCUUUCUUGGUCCAUCAGCCUAGCCUUCAAGUGGUGUGAGCGGCCUGAGUGGAUACACAUGGAUAGCCGGCCCUUUGCCUCCCUGAGCCGUGACUCAGGGGCUGCCCUGGGCCUGGGCAUUGCCUUGCACUCUCCCUGCUAUGCCCAGGUGCGUCGGGCACAGCUGGGAAAUGGCCAGAAGAUAGCCUGCCUUGUGCUGGCCAUGGGGCUGCUGGGCCCCCUGGACUGGCUGGGCCACCCCCCUCAGAUCAGCCUCUUCUACAUUUUCAAUUUCCUCAAGUACACCCUCUGGCCAUGCCUAGUCCUGGCCCUCGUGCCCUGGGCAGUGCACAUGUUCAGUGCCCAGGAAGCACCGCCCAUCCACUCUUCCUGACUUCUUGUGUGCCUCCCUUUCCUUUCCCUCCCACAAAGCCAUCACUCUGUGACCACCACACUCCAGGAGGCAGCCCCAUCCCCUUCCAGCCCCUAAGUAGGCCCUCCCCUCCCUAAAUCUGCUUCCGCACCACCUGGUCUUAGCCCCAAAGAUGGGCCUUCUCUCUCCCAGAUAAGUUGGUCCUCCCUCUGCCUUUCCUCUCAAGCCCCCGAAGAGCAAAGGCAACAGCAAGACCAGCAGGUUCUUGCAACACUGUGAGGGGCAGCCAGGGCGGCCCCAAUAAAGCCCUUGAAUACUUUGA
Molecule: messenger RNA, 1726 nt
Organism: Gorilla gorilla gorilla (western lowland gorilla)
Lineage: Eukaryota; Metazoa; Chordata; Mammalia; Primates; Hominidae
Gene: G6PC3
Product: glucose-6-phosphatase catalytic subunit 3
Exons: 6
Coding region: 385-1425 (346 amino acids)
Biological process (GO): glucose 6-phosphate metabolic process; gluconeogenesis
Cellular component (GO): membrane
Molecular function (GO): glucose-6-phosphatase activity
Source: RefSeq, a predicted model, not a curated record